Messenger RNA from Porites lobata, 1160 nucleotides. NCBI's taxonomy places the organism in Eukaryota, Metazoa, Cnidaria, Anthozoa, Scleractinia, Poritidae. The record is from the annotation of a GenBank genome assembly.
AAUACACACGUGCUUCCUUAAAAACAAAGGUGUCAAAAGACCUGACCUCUGAUUUGUCGGGCUUCCAGCAACUGCGGCUACAAGUACAACACAUGGAAUAAUUAUUUGUUCUAGGUGAUUUAAACUGUGAUCUGUUAAAGAGCUGCUGUGAAGGAAACACUCAGAAGAUUUGUGUGACACCUUGAACCUUAAUCAGCUUCUAAUUUUACCAACCAGAGAUACGCCGCACAAUCACCUUCUUUAAUUGACGUUAUUUAGCAACAAAAAUUAAACGCCAUUGUUUUCAAGGAAACUAGAGUAGGGGUUUCUGGUUCGGCACUAUAAUGGUUUAAGAGCUACAUGCAUGAUCGCCAGAAGUACGUACAAAAUGUCUGGAAUGCAUAAAUCUACACACGGAGUUCCCCAAGGAUCCAUUCUGGGACUGACCUUAUUUAAUGUGUACAUCAGCAAUUUGCCUGGCAUCCCAGUUUAUUGCUCCUUGGAAUCCUACACAGAUGAAUCCAAAUUACAUCUAUUAUUUCCAGUCAAGGAUAUCAACAGUGCAGCUCAACAAAUAACUGAAGACCUGAAGAAAGUUGCCUUGUGGUGUUGUCAAAAUAGCCUUCUAAUCAACCCCGAUAAAAUUAAAUUGCUCUUAAUCGGCACCCGUCAAAUGCUGCAAAAUGUGCCUGCAGAUCUGGAUUGACAUGUUACUUUAUUGGUGAACGAGUUGCCCCCAGUUCCUUUGGCAAAGGAUCUUGGAGCGCAUAUGGAUGCUACAAUGUGUUUUGAUGACCACAAAAAGUAUUUCAUCUUCUUGAUUGUCGAAUUUAUGUCAAAUUAAUAGACUAAAACAUCUUUUAGACACAAACACUUUAUUAAAUGUUAUCAAUGCACUAGUCUUUAGCAAACUCUACUACUGUUCCUUCAUUUGGUCUAGUAGAACGAACAAGAAUAUCAAUAAAUUACAGCAUGUUCAAACCUUCGCAGUUAGGAUCAUAACCCUUUUGUGUAAAUUUGAUCACAUCAUUCCUGUUCUUAGAGAACUAAGAUGGCUGCCUGUCUCAUCCAUGCUUAUCUAUAGGGACGGCAUACUGGCUUUUAAGUGCUUUAGGGGAUUGACUCCAGACUAUCUGGCUAAAAAAGUUAAAACGAGGUCCGACAUUCACAACAGAGACACG